CUGGGGCCUGAAAUCCCAGCCCCCACCUGCAGUGCAGAAUGGCAAGUUCCCAGGGCACCAGCCUCCAAAUGGCUAUGGACCAGGAGCAGAACCGGGUUUUAAUGGUGACCUCCACCAACAGAAAAUUGGUGUUGGUUAUGGGAAUGCUGUCCUGGGAGCCAGGGUCUUCCCCGAGGCCCACCCACAGCCAGAGUUCCCUGGGGCCAGAGGUUUUAGGAAUGGUGAGUCAGACCCAGGGGACAAAGUGCAGUGGGGUUGGGGAGACAACAGCCCAGGGGCUAGGCGGGAAUGACCAGAGUCUCUUGCAGGGGAUGAGGCAGAAGCUCUGGUGUACCCCAAAGCAGGAGCUCCAGCCCCUGAAGGAAAUGUGCAGGCCCGGGUGCUGUGGGACUCUCGCUGGCCCACCCUUCAGGCCUGGGGGGCUGGCUUGAAGCCUGGAUAUCAGGCUGGAGGUGAAUAUGCUGAGGCCAGGAGUCAGCCAGGUAAUGGGAUGCCUGGAUGAGUGUGUUGGAGCCAUUAGAGGAGGCUUCAGGGAACUGGGCCCUGGGCCCAGGUCUACCCACAGCCCCACAGAGAUGGAAGGUACAGCCCUCUUGGUGGAGGGGAUAGAGUGAGUGGGAAGACGCCAGGAGGGCAUAGGCAGGAAGGAGCAGGAAGGAACGGGGUUGGAGGAGAGGCCAGCAGAGCCCAG
Molecule: messenger RNA, 691 nt
Organism: Cercocebus atys (sooty mangabey)
Lineage: Eukaryota; Metazoa; Chordata; Mammalia; Primates; Cercopithecidae
Exons: 6
Coding region: 39-431 (130 amino acids)
Source: RefSeq, a predicted model, not a curated record